UGCCAGAGUGGCAUAAGCUGAUAACGCGCGCUCACGUGAGAGCGACCUGCGUUCCAUUGCAUUUCUACAGACAAAGGAAUUCUCCGGUUGAAACAUUAUUGAAGAUUUAUGUUAAAAACAUCCUAAAGAUUGAUUCUAUACUUCGUUUGACAUGUUUCUACAAACUGUAAUAUGACUUUUCGUCUGAACUUUUGCCUGGACUUGCCCGCGCCUCGUGAGUUUGGAUUGUGUACUAAACGCGCAAACAAAAAGGAAAAAAAAAUUUGGACAUGCAUUAUGGACUUUAUCGAAGAAAUCAAACAUUUAUUGUGGAACUGGGAUUCCUGGGAGUGCAUUCUGAUGAAGAUCAUCAAAGAUAAGUGAAUAUUUAUAAUGCUAUUUCUGACUUCUGUUGACUCCACAACAUGGCGGAUAUCAAUAUGGCUUGUUUUGGUCUCUGAGCGCUGUACUCAGAUUAUAGCAUGGUGUGCUUUUUUUGGUAAAGCUUUUUUGAAAUCUGACACAGCGGUUGCAUACAUAUAUUGUGUAACAUGAAGUCCUAUGAGUGUCAUCUGAUGAAGAUCAUCAAAGGUUAGUGAUUCAUUUUAUCUCUAUUUCUGCUUUUUGUGACUCCUCUCUUUGGCUGUUUUUAUGUGACCAGGUGCAGACCUAGUUCUAGGGAUGUGCUUUCCUCUUUCCGGGAACUGAAAUGAAUAACACAUUUUCUUUCUAGUUGUGAGAGAGCGAGGAGCCACCCUUCUUAUGGCAUUUGACCCUGCUCUGUCCCCAAAAAGACAGUAAAACACAAAACUCAUCUUAGUCCGAGUACGUAUUUCAGCCAAAAUUAGCGAUGUCAGAUUCAGGAAAAUUAGGAUUUUGGGAUCCUCUGCAAAAGUCUGACAUAUGUAUUUCACAACAAUACGUGUUUCUUCACAGGCUUGAUGAGUAAUUUCCCAUCAUUCCUUAUUGACUCAACCUCAGCCAUUCUGAUCUUAAUCCAAUCUUGAUUGGAUAACGGUCCGAUGGCAUAUCGUAAUGAAAUAAAUUGAACUCAUAUGCUAACAUGAAUUACACUAUCACAACUGUGAUUAUACUUCCAUCAUUGAGUUAUCCUGCAUUCCCUUUUCCAAGUCGAUCUGUCGUCACAGUAAUCCCUCUCUCCAAUUAACCAACAAAUUCAGUCAAAGUAGAAAAAGUCACUACAGUUUGUCACUGAUUGUCACAAUAAAAUUGGCCUCUAACUUCUUUCCCAUUUCUCUCUCUCUUUUCCCUUUUUGUCAUUUGGAGCAAGUGCCCCAGAUAAGAAAUUGCUUACAUCCCACUCAGUGUGGGACUGGGUGGGUUGCUUCCCACAGGGUAUGUACCAAUGUGCAGAGAGCACACUUCGACAGAUGCCAUCAGAGAACAAGCAUAUGAAUUACCAGGCAGCCUGCCAUCCAGCGAGUUCACACAGAAUGCCAUUAAUACCUGAUGAACAGUCAGACAACAACACAACAACAACAUGAAAGCCGUGGCAACUGGGACCCAGCUCUCACCACCAGCAGUAUAUGGGGAACCCCUACACUAUCUAUCCAUCUCCUGAGACAAAGCGUGGAAUGUGUUCUAUAAUGGUCGCCCCAAUCGUACAUGUGUUGAUGCUAAUGGUCGUCAUGGCCGCCCUGCCUGGCCCUGGAAUGUGUCAGAUAAACAGCACCACAGACAAUGUGGAGAAGGACUCCUACCCCAGACCAGGGCCUGGUCCUCCUCAACACCCACAUCACCCCCAACCCCUGGGCUUCCACAGCACCAGCAGCCCCUUCCUGGAGCAUGGGAGCCCCAUCUCCACCAGGGGCCACCAGGGGCCCCAAUGGCCCAGGGUCGGAGCUGGGUCUGGGGCCACAAACAUCACCAGGAUAAGGGCUCCUCCACCAUGCACCAUCGCCACUUCCAUUCAAGGCCAUUUCAAAUACAUCAACACAGUGAUUUCUAUCAUGGUGUUUGUGGUGGGCAUAGUGGGCAAUGCCACCCUAUUGAGAAUUAUCUACCAGAAUAAGUGCAUGAGGAACGGGCCCAAUGCCCUCAUCGCCAGCCUGGCGCUGGGAGACCUCAUCUACAUCACCAUAGAUAUACCCAUCAACGUCUACAAGCUCCUUGCCACCAGGUUCCCCUUCGAUGACAGUUCCUUUGGGCUGUGUCUGUGUAAGCUGGUACCAUUCCUUCAGAAGGCCUCUGUGGGCAUCACCGUCCUCAACCUCUGUGCCCUAAGCGUCGACAGGUCAGUCCGAUGUACCACUGCUGAAUUCCAAAAUCAACCAAUGGUAGCUGAUCUAACAGGAUCAAAGAAAAAAGCCUGUAUUUGCAUAUUAAUGUUUAUAGAAUUAAUAAACAAUAUAAGCAAUAAGCAAUAUGGUGUUUCUUUCCAUCUGCUUUGUGAUAGCCUAUUGCCUACACCUAUCCAAUUCUUUCAGAUCUACGAGAGUGUCUAGGGAGUAAGGGGUAAGGCUUCUGAAGCAUUAUACACAUUACUCGUUUACUGUCCAAUGCAUUGUCUGGCAGGCAUACACUUACCAAGGUUAACAUAUGAGCUGUAGCUGAAUCUGACCUAGUACUCAGACGCUAUAAGUGGUUCUUUAUGCAUUUUAUUCCAUAGAGACAUAUUCUGCUCCCUGGAAUAGGAUUCUAUUAUCUUGUAAAAAUGUAUUGGUUCCAGACUCAUGGAAUGUUUGCGCCGUCGAGUUCUGUUCUGUUCUGGCCUUUCAGUUCUGUGAAUCUUUAUAUGUAGGUUACGUA
Oncorhynchus nerka (sockeye salmon) is the source of this 2748-nucleotide messenger RNA. RefSeq names its product endothelin-1 receptor-like. The record is from RefSeq and is a predicted model, not a curated record. Gene Ontology annotation, biological process: enteric nervous system development; developmental pigmentation; vasoconstriction. Gene Ontology annotation, cellular component: plasma membrane. Lineage: Eukaryota; Metazoa; Chordata; Actinopteri; Salmoniformes; Salmonidae. Bases 1527 to 2444 code for a protein of 305 amino acids. Gene Ontology annotation, molecular function: endothelin receptor activity. The transcript is spliced from 3 exons.